Molecule: messenger RNA, 12126 nt
Organism: Podarcis raffonei (Aeolian wall lizard)
Lineage: Eukaryota; Metazoa; Chordata; Lepidosauria; Squamata; Lacertidae
Gene: GRIN2B
Product: glutamate ionotropic receptor NMDA type subunit 2B
Exons: 15
Coding region: 1445-5947 (1500 amino acids)
Biological process (GO): excitatory postsynaptic potential; long-term synaptic potentiation; monoatomic ion transport
Cellular component (GO): postsynaptic membrane; plasma membrane; postsynaptic density membrane
Molecular function (GO): NMDA glutamate receptor activity; transmitter-gated monoatomic ion channel activity involved in regulation of postsynaptic membrane potential
Source: RefSeq, a predicted model, not a curated record
CACUUUGAGUAGGAAGCACCGGAGGGCAGUUGAGGGUGUCAGUUGGUGCUGAAGAAAUAAAUACACCACAUAGGAUGGUACAAGAGGAAUCAUUGUUACUCCUGUUUGGCUCCUGAGAAAAUAAAAAAAGACUCAAAUUUACACCUGCUUCUGGGGAAUGUCUGUCGAAAUCUCUGAAUUGGCUUACAGAAGAGAAGAAAGAAGCAAAUUAGGUGCUGAGCUACUUGAAGAGGGCAUGGCCACUGAGAAGUGUAAAUAUAAAUGUGCCUUUGACACCCGUGGGUGUCAGUCAGCUGGACUCUCUUGAGCAGGGCCUCAUGCCCCCUUGUUUUCAGGUUCUUCCUUAGUAGCUUUUGUUAAUGUAAAAGGGCCUUGAACCAGCUGAAGAAGAAAAAACCAAAGAAAUUUAAAACCUCAAAUGUUUUAAAUAAUUAGAUGAAAAAGAGACAUUUUAGAGGUUUCAGAAGAAUGGGGGACAAUAUGAAAAUUGGAAGCAUCUUGGGAAAGCAGAGACAUAUGGUAACCUUAAAAAUAUACCUCAGAAAUUCUGAUUUCACUGUCAAAACAGGAGCUGUGAGCCUUCUGCAGUGAUUAGCUCUUGGCUUUCUGAAUAAAUUGAUCUUGCAUCAUUCAAAAGCAAAACUUUAAUAUGAAAUUAUCAGAUAAGUUUGCCUACUUCCAUAGCAACCCAAUCAUUUUGAUAAAGUGUUUUUGCUAUAUAAUCUCAGCAGUAGUCAGCAUCACAGUCACAGAGAUUCCCCUCUCCCUGCACUGGUGGCAUAUAGCCAGGAAACAGAAGUGUUUAGAAUAAUGGUGGAUAACAGAGUGGGACUCAGUGAUCUGAUAUACAGGGUACAAGAUGGUGUUCCUUUAUGACAAAGGAAUUCAUUGCCUCUAUGACGUCUAAGUUAGAGAGGAAUACUUCACGGAGGGGACGCCUGGGGAAUAAUCAUGCUUCUCAGAGGACCAGCACCGACAUCCGCGACAGCCAGAGCCAGCCCCUUCUACUAGGGCUCACAGGAAUAUAUAUUUAUAUAUUUCUAUUGUAUUAUCUGCAUCCUUACAAGAACCAUCACGAUUUGGUGUUUUUUUUUUAAUGAUCUCUAUGGAUCCUGCAUUUUAUGACCCUCCUCUCCACACGGUCUGAUUCAUCUUCGAAGCCGAUCUCUCUCUCCCUCCCUCUCUCAACCUCGUUUUACAUUUGCACCGCUUCAAGACACAAAGAUUGCCAAAGCCGAGCCUUCUUGCAAGAAAAAGAUUUUUCUCCCCCUCCAAUUAGAAACAUAUUGCAUCGCCCCCUCCCCAUUUGCUCCCCAAACCUCAUUCUUCUUAUGUGGAUAUGCAAGCAAGAAGAGGAGACUGGAUACUCCCAACAUGCUCACUCCCUUAAUCUGUCCGCCUAGAGGUUCUGCUUCUACAAACCAAGGGAGUGCAAGAGCUGAAAAUGAGGCCCCGAGCAGAGUGCUAUUCUUCAAAGUUCUGGCUUAUGCUGGCAGUCCUGGCGACAACAGGUGGUGGGGCCUGGGCCCAAAAGAACCACCCCAGCAUUGGCAUUGCUGUCAUCUUGGUGGGUACCUCUGACGAAGUAGCUAUCACAGAUGCCCACAAGAAAGAUGACUUCCAUCACCUCUCUCUCACGCCUCGUGUGGAACUGGUGGCCAUGAAUGAGACAGAUCCCAAGAGCAUCAUCACCCGCAUCUGUGAUAUCAUGUCUGAUCGGAGGGUUCAAGGUGUGGUGUUUGCUGAUGACACUGACCAGGAAGCCAUUGCCCAGAUCCUGGACUUCAUUUCUGCCCAGACCCUCACACCCAUCCUAGGUAUCCAUGGAGGCUCUUCCAUGAUCAUGGCAGACAAGGAUGAAUCGUCCAUGUUCUUCCAGUUUGGUCCAUCAAUAGAACAGCAAGCUUCUGUCAUGCUCAACAUCAUGGAAGAAUAUGACUGGUACAUCUUCUCCAUUGUCACUACCUACUUUCCUGGCUACCAGGACUUUGUCAACAAGGUCCGUAGCACUAUUGAGAACAGCUUUGUGGGCUGGGAGCUAGAAGAGGUGCUCUUGCUGGAUAUGUCUCUGGAUGACGGAGACUCAAAGAUCCAGAAUCAGCUCAAGAAACUCCAGAGUCCUGUCAUCCUCCUUUACUGUACUAAGGAAGAAGCCACCUAUAUCUUUGAGGUGGCUAACUCUGUGGGUCUGACUGGGUACGAUUACACAUGGAUUGUACCCAGCUUGGUGGCUGGAGAUACAGACACAGUCCCCUCUGAAUUCCCCACUGGACUUAUCUCUGUGUCAUAUGAUGAAUGGGACUAUGGCCUUCGCGACAGGGUGAAAGACGGAAUAGCCAUAAUAACCACGGCUGCUUCUGACAUGCUGUCUGAGCACAGCUUCAUUCCUGAGCCCAAGAGCAGUUGCUACAACACACAGGACAAGAGGAUCUACCAAUCAAACAUGUUAAAUAGGUACCUGAUUAAUGUCACAUUUGAAGGGAGGAAUUUGUCUUUCAGUGAGGACGGCUACCAGAUGCACCCAAAAUUGGUUAUCAUCCUUUUGACCAAGACGAGGACGUGGGACAGGGUGGGAUGGUGGAAGGACAAGCGUCUCAAGAUGAAGUAUUAUGUGUGGCCACGUUCUGAGCUUUACCCUGACAGUGAGGAGCGUGCAGACGACCAUCUUAGCAUAGUGACCCUAGAAGAAGCACCAUUUGUCAUUGUGGAAAAUGUGGACCCCCUAAGCGGUACCUGUAUGAGAAACACUGUCCCAUGCCAAAAAAGAAAUGUGACAGACAACAAGACGGAUGAGGAGACUGCGUACACCAAGAAAUGUUGCAAAGGGUUUUGUAUUGAUAUUCUCAAGAAAAUCUCCAAGUUUGUCAAGUUCACCUAUGAUCUUUACUUGGUAACCAAUGGUAAACAUGGGAAGAAGAUCAAUGGAACAUGGAAUGGAAUGAUAGGCGAGGUGGUUGACAAACGUGCCUAUAUGGCUGUGGGAUCCCUCACCAUAAAUGCAGAACGCUCAGAAGUGGUAGACUUUUCUGUACCCUUCAUUGAGACAGGCAUUAGUGUAAUGGUGUCGCGAAGCAAUGGGACUGUCUCACCUUCUGCCUUUUUAGAGCCAUUCAGUGCUGAUGUAUGGGUGAUGAUGUUUGUAAUGCUGCUUAUAAUCUCUGCGGUGGCUGUCUUUGUCUUUGAGUACUUCAGCCCUGUGGGAUACAACCGGUGUCUGGCUGAUGGCAGAGAGCCUGGUGGUCCUUCUUUCACCAUUGGCAAAGCUAUCUGGCUAUUGUGGGGCCUGGUAUUCAACAACUCUGUGCCAGUGCAGAAUCCCAAGGGAACUACGAGCAAGAUCAUGGUGUCUGUGUGGGCCUUCUUUGCUGUCAUCUUUCUGGCCAGUUACACUGCCAAUUUGGCUGCCUUCAUGAUCCAAGAGGAGUAUGUAGACCAGGUGUCUGGGCUGAGCGACAAAAAGUUCCAAAACCCAAAUGCUUUCUCACCACCUUUCCGCUUUGGGACAGUUCCUAAUGGCAGUACAGAGAGGAACAUUCGCAACAAUUACGAACUGAUGCACGCCUACAUGGUGAAGUUCAACCAAAGAUCGGUGGGAGAUGCGCUAUCCUCAUUAAAGACAGGGAAGCUGGAUGCUUUUAUUUAUGAUGCAGCUGUGCUAAACUACAUGGCUGGCAGAGAUGAAGGCUGCAAGCUGGUGACAAUUGGGAGUGGGAAGGUCUUUGCUUCAACGGGCUACGGCAUUGCCAUCCAGAAGAAUUCAGGCUGGAAGCGGCAAGUGGAUCUGGCAAUCCUACAGCUCUUUGGUGAUGGUGAGAUGGAGGAGCUAGAAGCUCUCUGGCUCACUGGCAUCUGCCAUAAUGAGAAGAAUGAGGUAAUGAGCAGCCAGCUGGACAUUGAUAACAUGGCCGGAGUCUUCUAUAUGUUGGGAGCAGCCAUGGCCCUCAGCCUCAUCACCUUCAUCUGUGAACAUCUCUUUUAUUGGCAAUUCCGCCACUGCUUUAUGGGUGUUUGCUCUGGCAAACCUGGCGUUGUCUUCUCCAUCAGCAGGGGUAUUUACAGCUGCAUCCAUGGAGUGGCUAUCGAGGACCGCCAUUCUUCCAUGAACUCCCCCACUGCCACCAUGAACAAUACCCAUUCCAACAUUUUGCGCCUGCUCCGAACAGCAAAGAACAUGGCAAACCUUUCAGGUGUCAAUGGCUCACCACAAAGUGCCCUGGAUUUUAUCCGUCGCGAAUCCUCUGUCUACGAUAUCUCUGAGCACCGCCGUAGCUUCACUCACUCUGACUGCAAGUCUUAUAACAACCCCCCCUGCGAGGAAAACCUCUUCAGUGAUUAUAUUAGUGAGGUGGAAAGGACCUUUGGUAAUCUGCAGCUGAAAGAAAGCAAUGUUUACCAAGACCAUUAUCAUCACCACCAUCGCCCCCAUAGCAUAGGGAGCGCCAGCUCCAUCGAUGGACUGUAUGACUGUGAUAAUCCACCCUUCUCCGCACAGCCUCGAUCUCUCAGUAAGAAGCCAUUAGAUAUCGGUUUGCCACCGGCCAAACAUGGCCAGUUAGGUGACCUUUAUGGCAAGUUGUCUUUCAAGAGUGACCGAUACAGCGGUGGAGGGGCACACGACGAUUUGAUCCGUUCAGAUGUCUCGGACAUAUCGACUCAUACCGUGACUUAUGGCAACAUUGAGGGCAACGCUGCAAAGCGGCGAAAACAGCAGUAUAAAGAUAGUCUAAAGAAGCGGCCAGCCUCGGCCAAGUCACGGAGAGAGUUUGAUGAGAUUGAACUGGCCUAUCGCCGGCGUCCCCGUUCCCCUGACCACAAGCGCUACUUUAGGGACAAGGAAGGGCUACGGGAUUUCUAUUUGGACCAGUUCCGGGCUAAGGAGAACUCACCACACUGGGAACAUGUGGAUCUGACGGAUAUUUAUAAAGAGCGGGGAGAUGACUUCAAGCGUGACACUAUAGGGGGAGCAGGGACAUGUACUAACAGGACCCACCACAAACACGGGUCGGGGGAGUUUGGAGCAAACAAUGAGCACAAGCACAGUGUUGUGAGUGGGGUACCAGCGCCAUGGGAGAAAAACCUCACCAAUCUCGAUUGGGAGGAACGCCCUGGCACUAACUAUUGCCGCAGUUGCCCAUCAAAGCUGCAUAACUACACUCCGACCGUGGUGGGGCAGAAUUCCACCCGCCAGCCAUGCAUCCGGUGUGAAGCCUGCAAGAAGGCCGGAAACCUCUACGACAUCAGUGAGGACAACUCCCUCCAAGAGCUGGAUCAGCCAUCUGCUCCUGUGCCCGUGGCAACCAGCACCUCCACUACCAAGUAUCCUCAGAGCCCUUCCAACUCUGCCUCCAAGGUGCAGAAGAAGAAUCGCAACAAGCUACGCCGACAGCACUCCUACGACACCUUUGUGGAUCUGCAGAAGGAAGACGCCGCCCUGGCCCCCCGCAGCGUCAGCCUGAAGGACAAGGGCCGCUUUUUGGAGGGAAGCCCCUAUGCCCACAUGUUUGAGAUGCCAGCCAGCGAGUCCACUUUUGCCAACAACAAGUCCUCAGUGCCCGCCACCAGCCACCACCACCACAACAAUCCUGGCAUUAGUGGUGGUUAUAUGCUCAGCAAGUCGCUCUACCCCGACCGGGUCACUCAAAACCCUUUCAUCCCCACUUUUGGGGAUGACCAGUGCUUGCUCCACGGCAGCAAAUCCUAUUUCUUCAGGCAGCCUGUGGUGGCAGGAGGGCCCAAGGCCAGGCCAGACUUCCGAGCCAUUGUCACCACCAACAAGCCGGUGGUCUCGGCCCUCCAUGGGGCUGUGCCAGCCCGUUUCCAGAAGGACAUCUGUAUAGGGAACCAGUCCAACCCCUGUGUGCCUAACAACAAAAACCCCAGGGCUUUCAAUGGCUCCAGCAACGGGCAUGUUUAUGAGAAACUUUCCAGUAUUGAGUCUGAUGUCUGAGUGAUGGGGAAAAGCAUGGGAGGGGAUGGUGCUGGAAAUGCAACGUGUGGGAGGGGCAGGUGGUGGGUUCAGACCUAGUUCCCAUUUGCUACUCUUCUGCUACUCUUUUUUUCUUUGUGGAGUAUUGGAGUUCUGCUUAGGCAGCGCUGAUGCGAAGUGCCACCUCUUUCUUUCCCCAGAUCCCCCAUCCCCGAUGAUCUCUUUUCAUUUCUCCACUCACAGUUCCAUUCCUGGCCAUCACAUGUCAGAGCUUAGUAGCUUAGCUUGUGUUUUCACAGUUGGGAAAGGCAAAGGCAUGGUUGAGGAGAGGCCAGCAUACGAGUAGGAGCAAUAGCCGCAGAGUUUGGGGUUUUCUCGGCGCCAAACUGUGAUGGUUAGUACAGAUACGAGAAGGUGGCCUGAGGCGGAGAAUGGAAGAGAUAGAAUGGGCAUGAAGAAGAUACAGGUCUUCUUACAUAUGUACUUUUAAGCAAAAUUGAUGGGACGUGAAUAGUGUGGGAUCAACUUAAUGCAUUUUAUGUUGAUUACAUGCAAAAAAUCAUUCAGUUCUUUUGUGAAGACUCUGUGGGUUAAAGGCUGAAAUAUGGAGUUGCAUAUAUACAUAUACAUAUAUAUAUAUACUGAAGAUAAAAAUGUAUUGAAAUCUUGGUAUAUUUACCAGGGGGAGGGGAGGUUUGAUAUGUAUGCAGAUCUAGCCAGUAGUCCAGUCAACAGUAACCCAGUGAGGUCACUUCUGAAAGACGAAUUGGAAUGAUAAAAGCGAAUGCCAGUGAAACUUUCAGCAAAAGUCUUGGGAAAAUUCAAAUGUUGGGGUCCCAGGGGAGGUUUUGUUGCAGGUUUUGUGCUACUCAUGAACAACUUGUUAAUUUUGAAAUGGUGAAAUAUCAAAUAUGGGUUGGUUUAUGCACAAGCUUAAAUGUGAAAAUUAAUUGACACGAACCAUCGUAACAACAUGAGUUUCUUAUCGCUACGAUAUUUAGUAGACAAACCCAGCAGAGCAAACCUUUCCAAUGCAAGGGAACAUAAAGGGCAGUGAAUGAAAAGAAGAGCAGGGCUGGCAACUCAAGCUCCACAGUUGUUCUGAUGAAUUUAAUCUGGCAGGGAGAAGGCUCAGCCAUUGCUCCCUCCUCUAGCAUAUCAUGCAACACGAGCAAGAUGAAUAAGGGAAAGGCUUUCUCUGCUGAUGUUGUAUUUCCUCUGAGUAGAAAGUGGAAGAAGGCGGUGGUGGUGGUGGUGGGAAUAGGGCCAGCACAACUCAGACAUGUGUAUAUGUGUAUUUAUUGAAUAUAUUCUUAUAUUUGAUAAUUAUAGUGUUGUGGAAAUACACGGCUUGUCUUCCACAGGGCAUGAGGAGAUGAAUCAUCAGAUCCUACAGAUGCUGUGGUGACGACUGGAGAGCAGAGUUGGAAAGAUGUGGGGAAUAUUGUUGUGAAGGGGACCAGCAGGUUCAAAAGUGCAAAAGUGGUAUCACUUAGCAUCUUGAGAGUUGUUCUGGCCCUGUCCUCAGUGCAUAUAGUACUGAUAACAGCAGUUUGGCUACUAAGGAGGAAAAACUGUAAAUGCAAGUUAAAAUGAGACACUUGUUAGAAGCGAUAUUGUUUCGUUUACAGCAGGAACCCUCAGGUAAGGGCAACAGGUCCAUUGUUGCUUCCCAAAAAUGUGGCAAAGCACCUCACUUUUUCAUGGGUCUGUUGUUCUGCUUUCCUAACUGGAAAGGACUGUGAAAAGUGCUCUUCGGCUAUCUUGGGCACAUUGCAGUAGAACUGAACGCAUGGACAGGCACAGGCCCUGAGCUUUGGAAGCAGCCAUUCUUUUUCGAGCCACAUUUCCUGCAGCUGAUUCUCUUCUCGUGUAUCCUUCCAACCAUACCCUACUUGGCUUUAUCUUAAUACCUUUCUUGCAUUUAAGCCAACUGAAGGCCUUGUUUUUUUGGUAGGCAGAGGCCAGGAGGAAGGGCCUGAACAUUUUGUGAAAUGGGAUUCCCCCACCUCCUCUGGAUUUACUAAGCAAGUUAUGGAAGGAGGGACGCCCUCUCUAUGGUUGGAGGAGUAGAACGCCUUUUGGUUCCUCUCUUCUUUCUCCUGUAAAGAAAAUAAUGCUUGCUUAGCAGUCUGCAGAACAUGGAGUGAACCCUCUGACAAGAGCAGUUGAGAAGGCAUUCAUUUCAUUUGUAAAUAUGGUUUUCUUUUCUAUUACAUUUUGUACAAACUAGUGCUUCUCUUCUUGUGAAUAUUCAGGUUUGGAGAGAAGAGGGAUUUUAGGUUGUCCUCCCACCCCUGCAACUUUCAGGCGAUGUGUCUGGAAGUUGUUUGAUGUGGGCCCAGGCUGUUAAAAAUGGGGGAGAAGGAGAGAAAACUGCAUGCAUUGAAUACCUCUAUCUACACACCUGCCACCUUUAUUCUUCAUGGUUCGAAAAUAUAUUAGAUCACCUCUAGCCUUGCUAGCAGGGCUUUCAUGUUCUAAUGGAAGCACACUAUAUCUCCCUUGCUUGAUUCUAAACUCCAUACCAUAACCCUUCUCUGGAAUCUGGGUCCUGGGCAUUGUGCUGUUUUCCCUUGGUGAUGAAGCAAACCAUCAUUUUGAAUGUUCAGUUUAGGUCAUCACCCAACACUACAGGGACUUCUCCAAAGUUAAUGUUGGCUUGGAAACCUUGGGACUGGGAAAUCUCAGUUUACUAGUACUUCUUAAGGUUUAUUAAGCAGCUGGGUUUGAUCCUACUGAUUAAGCCUGCCUUUGGCAGCUAUGUCAGUAUUCCCAUCCCUCAGCUGAAACCAAAUACAGUUGAGAAUGGUACUUCGGAGAAAAUUAAACUGAAAAACAAACCAAAAAGAUGCUAACUGAACUCUCAGAAUGAUUCCAGAUCUUUGUUUUGGAUGACGGUUCACUAUGGUUCACAUUUUCUUAUAACCUUUUUCUCUGACCCUAGCUCAAUUUAAACGUUGAAUGACAUGUUUACAUUUAUAGUGUUUAGGUUUGAUAAUAUUAAAGUGCUUUACAAAUUUUAAUUUGUGUGCACAGAGUAUGAAAAUUGUCUGCUUAAGGAUAACAGGAAAUGUUGGAGGACUUUCAACAACAAUCCAUUUGCAGGUGUCUUGUGUAUUCCCUUGACACAGGAAAUGAGCCUCUGGCUUUCUUUCCCCUUCUCUUUCAUUUGAAACAUACAUUUUUCUUUCUCUUGAAAUUUGACCAAGAGGGAAAGGGUUGGUUGGAUCACACACACACACACACACACACACACACACACACACUUCUUGGAACACUGAUUACAAUUUUGUAAUUUAAAAUUCCGAGUGUUAUUUCACUAAAAAUAAUCGAGUGAACAUAACAGGAAAUUUUAGCAGCAGGUGCUGUUUAUGCUAGAAUGGAGGCUGUGAUGUUGGUUGCUUAACUUGCCAAAAAAAUACAUGAGACUUUGUACGAGAGGCCAACAAAAGUGAAUGUUUAUCAGCUCAGAAACCCAGUUUCUUCUUCCUCUUAGAAAAAUGGGGUGUGUUCCUAAUAUUUCUGUCAUUUCAUAACAUUGAUUCCCCCCCCCACCGUGAACUAAGGGUGUUUGUUUUGCAUGGGUGAGUGGUUCUGUACCGGAACAUACAUAAUGUAACUGGUAUGGGGUUUUUUUCAGUCUGGCAUAUCUUGCCAUUAAUGUCUUUUGGGAGGAUAUAUUGAAAUACUUUCUAAAUGCUCAUACUUCUGGAGCCAUGGCAAUAUGUAUGUAAUAAAUGUUAUGGUAUAAAGGAGGAAAAGAUGGGGUGGGGUGGGGGAAUGGCAGACUUCCCAUGCUGUUAGACAUUAGUAUGGCAUGCUGCCGGACCACUUAUUCUGGCAUUCUUUAAUGGAGGUGGUAUGUCUGCCAAUGUAGCAAUACACCAUGUUAUGUUAUGUUAUGUUAUAUCCUGCCAUAAUGUGUGGUGCUCCAUAAAUUUGGUGAGUGGGGUAUUAUGCAUGACACAAACAUAUCAAAGAAAAUGGAUUGUCCCUGCAUCAGCACUAAUCUACAGGUUUUUAAAAGUAUACUGCCCCUCUCCAUCCCCACCCCAUACUCCCUUGCACAUGUAAAUCAACUAGUAUCUCUCAUUCUUGCCAAAAUCCAACACAAUCCCAAUUUGGGCACAGGUAUUCCGGCAGUUUCUUACAACCCACUUCCUGCCACUGGGAAUUCUUCUUCAAAUUCCUUUAAUAAAAAUCUACAUCAUUCCUAAAUACAGUCAUCGUUAGGAUAAUCAGAGGCUAGUUGCACAGAGGAACUAUUUUGUUCCAGGAUGUUGUCAGAACAAACAUGUAUGCCUCAUGAGUUUGCUUAGAUCAAGCAUGGCCGUAUCCCUUCUUGUCCAAAAGAGCUGGCAGCCUAUAUUCAUGAUUGUACUCCGUAUUGCCCACCUGCUCCCAAAUGGGGCUUGUGUUGGUUUCAUUCCAUCACAUCCAUCAGAUAUAUGCGCAUGAAGCUACCUGAAAGAUCGGGCCCUGAAGUUCCUGGCAACAAUAGAAGAGGACCUCAACCCCUCAAGCUUGCAUUUUGCAUCCUCUCCCAUAAGUGCUUCCCUACAAUUACAUAUUGAACAUACCAGGUCUGUCCAAGUGGAAAACGUCCACUCUACUUCUGGACGCUGCUCGAAUAUGAAGAAAGUAAUUAGUGGGACACUAGCUUUGUCCCCCAAGGGCUUAUUUCCAGUUUGUAGCCAAAUAGGCUUCCAAGCCAUAAUUCUGUUCUUAAUAUUCCCUACACCCUCACCACUGGAAAAGUUGGUUAGGGUUAUAACCGCCAGUUAUAGAUCCAGACAUAUAGCAUCAUUUUCAUUAUGGAUGGGUUUCCAUUUCUGGCACCCAUCCAGACAAACUUCAAACUAAACCACCACAUUUUAAAAACUUUUAUUUUAAAUACUUUGAAGGCCCGCCCUUUCCAGCCUCUGAAUGUUACCAAAUUCCCUUUAUUGUUGACAAUAAUGUGAAUUAGUGUAGAGUACAUCUUGACAAAAUUAGAAUAUUCUCUAUUAGCAAAGUCCAGUUAAAAACAACAAAGCAGUGCUAUGAAGAUUGAAGAUCACUUCACACAACCAGACCAGCUUGGUGAUAGACCAGUGAGCCAAGGAGGGGCAUAGACAAAGGGCACCCCCAUAAGCUUCAAAUUAAAUUGCCCUCCUCCAUGAUGAAUUGGUGGAGUGAGUGGAUCCAGGUUCAGGUCUGCCCGUGGUAAAGCUUAAUACCAUACCCAGCUCACAUGUCAUGCCAUCUGCGAAGCUGUGGGGUAUGCAACGAUUUGACCACAUGUCAGACCGAGCUGGAUCCAUUUGGUCAGCAAGCCCAUCAUGCCAAUUCAAUCAUCUGAACUGGGCUCAAGAUAAAAUCUGUGUUAUCAGUUAUUCAUAAUUUAAUUUAUUUAACCUAUCAAAAGUGGUUGUAAUGAAUACCACAGUUAAGUUCUUGGAAGGUCCGACCUAUUCCAUACUGAGUUAACUGCAUUUCUUUCAUAAACACUGGUGUUUGUGUGUACACACACACACCACAUACUAAAAAGCUGAAUAAUAUAUAUGUAGGUCUCACAUAACUUCAGCAAAAAGCCUGAGUAUGUAUGGACACAUCUCAAACAUCAAAAUCAAUAUAUUUCAGCAAACAUUUUUGACUCCUUUUAGUCACAAUAAAGCAUUUUAUCAAAGCAGAAACAAUGCAACAUUUCCUGACAUUGUUUUUAAUGUUAUGUAUUCAUGUUGUGCCAUAUAUAUCAUCCGCUUAUUUGAUUGCGGUUAUAUGUAAAUAUAAGUGUACAUAUGUACAGGAGCUAAUUACAGCAGCUAUAUUCAGGUUGGGGGAAGAGGGUAAUUUUUUUAUAUGUACAGUAUUUCCAUAUUAAGCAAAGGCAUGGGGAAGGGGGAAUUGACUUAUGAGUUGUGGUUUUCCUUGGUCUGUGGUGUUUGAAGUUGUUUCAGUGGUUGCUUUUGCCAGUUUGGGAAGUUUAUCUGGAUGUUCUAUGUGUGUGCUAAGAAAGGGACUCAUGUUGGGGGAGGUUUGGGGGCUGGUGGCGGGUGGGGAGGAAAAGGGUGUUAAUAGUUUCCUUAAUUAGAACAUGUAUUGAUAGCUAGAGAUUACAUGUUUGAGAUUAUAUGUUUGAAACACCAGGCUACCCCUUUCCUUAGAUUGUCUGUCUUUAUUUUCCCCCCUCUCUCUCCUCUGAAAACUGUCCCUUC